AUAAAAUCUCCUACAGUACGACCCCCGCCCCCCCAAACCCCCAAAUCCAGCUCAUCGGGUCACCGUCCUAAACCCGACACGUUCUCUCAAAAUCCACCAUUUCUUUUCUCCCAAAUUUCUCAAUAAAACCACCAUACUAAAAAAAAUUCAGAUCUUUUAAUUUGGUAAGUAGGCAAGUGUUGUAGUGAUGAAGAUACAGUGUAACGUGUGUGAGGUUGCAGAAGCGAAUGUUUUGUGUUGUGCAGAUGAGGCAGCGUUAUGUUGGUCAUGUGAUGAGAAAGUACAUGCUGCUAAUAAACUUGCUAGUAAACAUCAGAGAGUUCCUCUUUCUGCUUCUAAUUCUUCUAUGCCUAAGUGUGACAUCUGUCAGGAAACAGUUGGAUAUUUCUUUUGUCUCGAGGAUCGGGCUUUGCUUUGCCGAAAAUGUGAUAUUGCUAUUCACACGGCUAAUCCUCAUGUCGCAGCCCACCAAAGAUUUUUGCUGACUGGAGUAAAAGUAGGACUUGAACCAGUUGAUCCUGGUGGUGCAUCAUCCUCAGGGACGUCACAGUCCAUUCAGCCAGAGUCUGCUCCACUUUCCAAACGAAGUGCCCCAGUAUCAUUGGAUGCUCAAUUUAACAAAGUAUUACCAACACAGGCUAGUGGGGUUGGGGAUUUUGCUCCUAGUAAAUCCCCGUUUGCUGGAGGUUCUGCAGCUGGGAGCAUGCCACUAUGGCAGUUUGAUGAAUUUAUUGGUCUGAAUGAUUUCAAUCAGAAUUAUGGAUACAUGGAGGAUGGAUCAUCUAAGGCGGAUAACGGCAAGCUCGGAGAGUCAGACUCCUCAUCAAUCUUAAGAUUUGAAGAUGAAGAACUAGACGGUGAUGAGUGCUUGGGCCAGGUGCCAGACACAUCUUGGGCAGUGCCACAAGUUCCAUCUCCACCUACGGCCUCUGGACUUUACUGGCCCAAAACUUACCAGAAUCCAUUUGACUGUUCAAUGUUUGUGCCUGACAUUAGUUACUCCCCUUCGUCGAACCUUCAACAGCAACCUCCAAGCGGUACUCGUUUGAAACGAAGAAGGCAAUGUUAGUGCAUUUACUUUAAGCUUUUUCACUCACGUUAGUGAUAGGUGUUUCAAAUCCGUAAGCUGUUCACUCACUUUUGUGAUAGGUGUUUCAGAUCCCUAAGCUUUUCAUUCACGUUAGUGAUAGGUGUUGUUUAGAUAGAGCGGUGUGUGGUAGUCGAAGUUUGAGUUGAAGUUGUUUGAGCAAUUGAGUAAUGUGUGUUUCUCCUUGGUAAGUAAUCUGCACUGUUUGCUGCAGUUACAUAGAACUCACUUAAUGCCAAUAGUAUAUUAGUUCUACUCCAAUCCUCAGAAGUUGUACAAGAAAUGAAGAUGUGUAAGCUGAAUUCUGACAAUUUUGGCUAUUGUAUCUUCUUAGUUUACCCCUUUUCACUUA
Messenger RNA from Lycium ferocissimum, 1439 nucleotides. Its product is annotated as B-box zinc finger protein 22. The transcript has 3 exons. Gene Ontology annotation, cellular component: nucleus. Gene Ontology annotation, molecular function: zinc ion binding. Bases 188 to 1069 code for a protein of 293 amino acids. The record is from RefSeq and is a predicted model, not a curated record. Lineage: Eukaryota; Viridiplantae; Streptophyta; Magnoliopsida; Solanales; Solanaceae. Gene Ontology annotation, biological process: photomorphogenesis; regulation of DNA-templated transcription.